Rotaria sp. Silwood2 is the source of this 306-nucleotide messenger RNA. The record is from the annotation of a GenBank genome assembly. NCBI's taxonomy places the organism in Eukaryota, Metazoa, Rotifera, Eurotatoria, Philodinida, Philodinidae.
AUGCCACGUCGUUUUGAUGCCAACUUGAUCGUUGUCGAAAACCAACUAAUCAAUCAUUAUCUCACGUUCAAUAUGACAAUAACUCAAGCUGGUAGUAUUUUUCACUCUCGUCACACUUUUCGCACUUCUGAUUGUAUUCCACCACGCCAUCGACAACUGAUCUGCAUACUUGAAUGGGCUCAUCAGCGAGAUGGAGUGGCGUAUAUGUCGUAUGUGACUUCCCAACAAGUCACUGGAGGAUGGCAUCAUGCAACGCCAGUUAUUGCAAUUGAUCAAGGUGAUUUACACUCACCACGACCUUUUUGA